CCCCGGAACUCGCCUGCGGUAGGUACAGGGCCGAAGUCGCCCGUUGCUAUGGGAGCGGUUGGUCGUUUGGUCGUUGGGCCCUGGAGGCGGUACGGCCGCACAUAGGUGCGGGGUCCAGAAAUGGAGGGGUUACCCGAGGAGAAAAUGGACCUGAUCGCUUCUGCAUUCAGCUCUCUGACAGUAAAGCAGCAGAGUGAGGUGAUGUCGCGGUUACUUCGCUCUUGUCAGCUGCCACAGCUGAAAGAGAUCUACAAUGAAUUGUGUCCCAUGUUAUCCAUUGAUUUUGUGUCAACGCUACCCCGAGAGUUGGUGGAAAGAAUAUUUUCAUAUUUAUCUGCAGAGGAUCUAUUCAGAAUGGCGUGCUGUAACAAAUCAUGGAGGGAAUUCGCAAACACUAAUAUUCUAUGGCAACCAUUAUGUGCUCUGAAAAACUGGCUUAACUUUGACACUGACGAGCAACUCUUCUCUAAAAACCAGUACAGUUACAGUCCCACAGUCUUUGCAAUGAAAAAGCAUAUUCUAGAGUAG
This is a messenger RNA of Mobula hypostoma (lesser devil ray), 528 nucleotides long. RefSeq lists its product as uncharacterized. Lineage: Eukaryota; Metazoa; Chordata; Chondrichthyes; Myliobatiformes; Myliobatidae. The coding region runs from base 121 to 528 and encodes 135 amino acids. The transcript has 4 exons. Gene Ontology annotation, molecular function: protein binding. The record is from RefSeq and is a predicted model, not a curated record.